This is a messenger RNA of Exophiala oligosperma, 474 nucleotides long. RefSeq lists its product as uncharacterized. The record is from RefSeq and is a predicted model, not a curated record. Bases 1 to 474 code for a protein of 157 amino acids. NCBI's taxonomy places the organism in Eukaryota, Fungi, Ascomycota, Eurotiomycetes, Chaetothyriales, Herpotrichiellaceae. The transcript has a single exon.
AUGGACCUCUCCACCAACAUAUUCGAACAGUCAUUCUACGGCGAACAGGAGCUUUUCGACAGGAUCAACUCAUCGCACCAGACCGAGGCCCCGCGAUCUGAGGCAUCGGAAAUAGGAACAGAGGCUGCCACUAUCCUGUUGACGAUGGCGGGAGAGCCACAAGAUGACGACGAUCAGCAGGACAGAGGAGAGUGGGUUUACAGCGAGCCUCGACAGCUUGGGCUUUUCGAAAUCACAGGUUACCAUAGGCUGGGAUGCGACAUGAAGAUGGAAACAGGGGCUAGUGUGCAGUUCGCAGUCUCUGCAUCUGUGGCAGGCAAGUUAUACUCAAAGAUCGCAAAGCCGCUGUUGUCUGUCAACUUGUCGAUGCCGCACUUUAGAGAUGGCGAGGUGUGGGUGACCCUGUGCGUGAUGAUGCCGAACAAAGUCUGCUACGAUCUUUCACAAGUUGUGGGAAACCUGAUGCGGGUUUGA